Amoebophrya sp. A25 is the source of this 917-nucleotide messenger RNA. Lineage: Eukaryota; Dinophyceae; Syndiniales; Amoebophryaceae. The record is from the annotation of a GenBank genome assembly.
AGGCUCAAAAUGAUGUGAUCGCGCAUCACGGAGGCUACGCGUCGUCUUCGCGGAUUGAUACAGACCCCGCGUUGGCCCGCAAACUGCAGAAAAUCCUGGUAAAACUGGACUACCGCGGCCUCGGUUGCUUCGAACUUAAGUAUCGCAGCGGCAACUUGGACCAGCCGGUGACCCUGGAACUGAAUCCCCGGAUAUGCGGGACGAUGACGCGGCUCGACGGUUAUGGGGAGUGGAUUCGAGAUUGGGCGCUUAUCAAUGCGGAGCAAAACCACCCUUGUGAGCAACUGAAGAGUGCCCUGCUGGCGAAACAGCAGGCGGACCAGGAGAGUCUGGGCCAACAAGGGCUAGCAAGGGCAAGUAAUAAGAAACGCAAAGACAAACGGGCGCCCGGAAAAGACGCAGUGAAACGUACGAAAGGCGACCGCGGGGAUUUGGAGAAGCUCGCAGCACAAUGCGGAUGGACGCUUUCAUCCCCUAGGGAUGAUUUGAGUGAUCGGCUUUUCUCGUUGACGGCUUGGAACAACGCGGCCGACGCGUUCUACCCCGCGAGUUCGAUUGCGGGCCGCAAUUACUCUCUGGAAUAUCGUAUGGGACCUACGAAAUUGUCGCUUAACCUAUUCAUGCUAGCUGCCGCUUUUCUGGUGGUCGUCUUAUUCAGCAUGGACCUCGCGUCGAUAGCGUGUGGUUAUUCAUGCGGCGAUUCCGUUUGGGUGCAUUGCCUACUCUGCCGGUGCCAAUGCUGUUGUCGUUCCCGUUGUUGUGCACCGUGCUACAAAGGGUUACCCGAUGCCGCGUGGCAUUGUCGUUGUUUGGACCGUACUUGGUGGGAUGAAAAAACGUCUGGGAAUGAUGCGUGGCGCCAUUCUGGUGGUGAUGGGGGCAGUAUACUGGGAGAGCCUGUGUGUGGCACUCUGUAG